AUGGACAAAAGAGAGCUACAUCAAUUGGCCGCCAUAGUUAAUACAGCUAACAAUAGCAAUAGUAAUGAUAGAUUUAAAUUUUCUAAUUCAAAAACUUGCUUUAAUUGUGGGAAGAAGGGCCAUGUUAAAAGCCAAUGCAGACAAACUAGCACUAGCAACUUCAGAUAUAGAAGUUACACCAAUUACCACAACCCUAGCAACUACAAUCAAAAUAAUUACAACAAUCAUAGUAACUAUAGCAACCAAUAUAGAAACUACAGAUCCAACCAGAGUGCAAGCCCCAGAGAAAGAAGGAGCCUUAGGAAUAACAACUCCUAUUACAAUAACUAUAAUACUAAUAGACAAUCAAGGAUGGACACAUACAACCAUCAGUCCAACUACAACAACUAUCAAAACAGGAAUAGAAAUAGAGGCAAUACCAAUAACAAUACACAAAGAGAAGAGAAUGUAGCCUACUUACAAACAGACAUGUCUAAGGUAAAUGUUUUUCCCUCAUAUGUAAACUCAGUAGAAAUUAAAGCAAUGAGAGAUACUGGUGCAACAACAUCAAUAGUAAGAUCCAAUCUAGUCAAACCAGAACAAUAUUUAGAAGAAACUGUUAAGGUCAUUUAUGCCAACAUACAAAAAUUUGAUAUAUGUAAAACCGCCAAGGUCUGGAUUGAAUCUCCCUGGAUCACAGGCGAGAUAAAAGUAGUAGUAAUGGAUACACCCGCCCAAGACCUCAUAAUAGGGAACUCACAUGGUGUCAAAGACUUAACAAUAACUCAGCUAGAUUCAUGGAUAAAAAACAGACAAAGAAAUUGGUAUCUAGACCAACAUCAUAUAUCAGCUGUUCUAACUAGAUCACACAAAAAUAUAGUGCCAGAAAUUGAAUUACCAAAUACUUUGUUCAAUGAAAUAGGAACGACCAGACAAGAAUUAAUCAAAAUGCAAAACAGUGACCCUAUAAUACAAGAUUUGUUAAAUAAAGACUAUAACAAAAUAAAUUUAAACAACCAUCAUCUUUUAGCCAACAACCUAGCCAUUAGAUGUAACAGAAACAAAGAUAGCACAAGAAUUCAAAUUAUAAUUCCAGAAAGUCUACAACCUAAAAUAUUGAAAAUGGCCCAUGAUGACCCAACAGCAGGCCACUUUGGAAAAAAGAAAACAUAUGCUAAAAUCUCACAAAAAUUCUUUUGGCCUAAGAUGAAGACUCAAAUUAAAGACUAUAUAGAUUCCUGUGCAGAAUGUACUAAACAAAAACUCAUACUCAAGGCACCUAUACAAAAAUCAGAUAAAGCCCAUUGUUUCUGGGACAAGAUAGCCAUUGAUAUUAUGGGCCCAUUAAAUACAAGUACCAAGGGAAAUAAAUAUAUAUUAGGGAUCAUAGACAUAGCAACCAGGUGGGCAGAAGCUUUUCCUCUUAGGGAUAUCAGGGCCGAAGAUAUAUGCACCUCACUAAGAACAAUAUUCCUAAAGUUCGGAUUCCCAAACAAAAUCUUAUCAGAUAAUGCAUCUAACUUUAGAUCAAACUUAAAUAAAGCUUUCGCAGCUAUGACUAACAUAAAACUAGUGCAUAGUACAGUUUAUUCACCACAGUCAAACGGUGUGAUUGAGAGAUGGAACAAGACAAUCAAAGAGAUAAUCUAUAAAUUAGAAACAGAAGCAAUGAAUACUUGGAAUCAGACUUUAAAUUAUGCUAUCUUUGCUUACAACACUACUACUCAUGAAACAACAAAAUUCAGUCCAUAUGAAUUAGUUUUUGAUAGAAAACCUAAAGGACCACUAGAACUAUGGGCUGAUAAUAUGUUAGAGCUAGAGAACUAUGAAGAAUACCAUCCAUGGAUAACACAAAUAAAACAAAAUUUAAGACAGGGAAUAAAAUUAGCUGAUAUAAACAUGGAUAAAAACUUAAAGAGACAUAGAGAUAUAAAAAAUAAGAACAGAAAAUUAAGGACAUUGAACAUAGGAGACCAAGUGUUUGUAAAAAUAGAAAAUAAGUAUAGUAAAAACAAAAAUGAAGGCCCAUAUGACAUAGUAGGAAAAAUAAAUAACAAAGUGUACAAAGUAGACAGAAAUGGCAAGGAAUGUAAGCUGAGCAUAGAUAAAUUAGUAAAAUUUCCCAAAAGAAAAGUUGAAGAGAUAGAAGUUAUUGAUAGGGAUACAGAUUCAAUAGUAACUAUGCAAGAAUAUGCUGCAAAUACUAUAUCCAUUCAUACUACCACCCAAGACUCCAGUAAUGAUAGAACUAAUAUAGAUAACUUGAUAGAAAAAUACAAUGAUGUCAUUACAUUGAAACUAGGCUGCACUGAUCUAAUUCAGCAUUCAAUACAUUUAAAUAAGACACUACCAUCUAAAACAAAGGCAUAUAACAUCCCAAAGGCCUAUGAGGAAUUAGUAAAAGUAGAACUAAAGAAAUUACUAAGUGAAAACAAGAUAGAAAAAUCAGAUGUUUGUUCUUACGCAUCACCUAUGGUGAUUGUCAAAAAAAAAGAUAACAGUGUGAGAAUCUGUUGUGACUAUAGAGAGCUAAACAAUUGUACUAUCAUAGAUCCUGAACCUCUACCUGAUACAGAAACUAUAAUUAAUAUGCUAAGCAGAGCCUCACUAUUUACCACCAUGGAUCUAAAUAGAGGAUUCUGGCAAAUAAAAAUGGAAGAAAAGUCUAAACAAUAUACUGCUUUCAAAUGUAUACAACCCGGGUUUGAAGGGAUAUAUGUAUGGAAUGUCAUGCCAUUUGGAUUAGUUAAUAGCACAGCCACAUUUCAAAAAUGUAUGAGCAAACUAUUAGCAGGCAUUGACAAUGUAAUCUCAUAUGUUGAUGACAUUUGUGUUUUCACUAAAUCAGAAAAGGAACAUCUAGACACACUAGAACAAAUAUUUGCUAGUUUAAAACAACAUAGAAUGACAAUUGCUCCCAAUAAAUUAAAUCUUGUAAAGAAUGAAAUUCAAUUUUUAGGCUACAACAUCACUAACAGUAAAAUAACUCCUACCAAAGCAAACAUCUGUAAAAUAAGAAAUAUUAAGGAACCUAAAACAAAAAAGGAUGUCAGAGCACUAUUAGGCUUGUGCAACUUUUAUAGAAAAUUCAUACCCAACUAUGCCCAACUAAUUCAGCCCUUAGUAGAAUUCACUAAGAAGAAACACUCAAAUAUAAUAAACUUAGAUGAUAGCAGCAGAGAGGCACUAACUAGACUAAAGGAUAAGUUUAAUGAGAAAUUAGAGUUAGGGAGUAUUGAUCCUAUCUCACAACUCCUACUGUACACUGAUGCAUCCAAUAAUGGUAUAGGAGCAUGCCUACUGCAACAGAAAGAGUCAGAUCUAAAACCCAUAGUCCAUAUAAGUAGAACAUUAUCUAAAGCAGAAAGAAAAUAUUCAAUUAUAGAAAAAGAACUAUUAGCUAUAGUAUGGAGCAUAGUCAAACUAAAACACUAUUUGCUAGGAAGAUUCUUUACAAUUAAAUGUGACCAUAAACCGCUGUUAGCACUUAAAAGAAAAGAACUAAAGAAUAAUAGGAUAAAUAGGUGGUCAUUAAUUUUGUCUGAUUACAAGUUUGACCUACAAAGUAUACCUGGUCAUGAAAAUAUAUUAGCUGAUUUUUUAUCAAGGCAGGUAGAUCAUGAAACAGAUACAAAUGAGGACAAUGAUAUUGUACAUAUCAGUCAAAGUAUUUUAACUGAGUAA
This is a messenger RNA of Biomphalaria glabrata, 3663 nucleotides long. RefSeq lists its product as uncharacterized. The transcript has a single exon. Gene Ontology annotation, molecular function: nucleic acid binding; zinc ion binding. Gene Ontology annotation, biological process: DNA integration. The record is from RefSeq and is a predicted model, not a curated record. Lineage: Eukaryota; Metazoa; Mollusca; Gastropoda; Planorbidae. The coding region runs from base 1 to 3663 and encodes 1220 amino acids.